GCAGAAUUCACAGCCAUGAGGGACCAAUACAUGCGAGGCGGAGAAGGCUUCAUUAUCUGCUAUUCCAUCACAGACCGCCAAUCCUUUCAAGAAGCUGCUGAGUUUAAGGAACUCAUUUAUCGUGUCCGGCACACCUAUGACAUCCCCUUAGUGCUGGUGGGAAACAAAAUAGAUCUUGAAGAGUUCAGACAG
Messenger RNA from Fulmarus glacialis (Northern fulmar), 192 nucleotides. Its product is annotated as GTP-binding protein Rit2-like. Gene Ontology annotation, cellular component: plasma membrane. The record is from RefSeq and is a predicted model, not a curated record. Gene Ontology annotation, molecular function: GTP binding; GTPase activity; calmodulin binding. The transcript has a single exon. Lineage: Eukaryota; Metazoa; Chordata; Aves; Procellariiformes; Procellariidae. The annotation marks the transcript as partial. Gene Ontology annotation, biological process: positive regulation of neuron projection development; Ras protein signal transduction.